ACGGCCUGGAGCGAAGGUCUCGCGAGGCUUGGGCGCUGCGGCGGUAGGAGGAGGACGGGGAAGGACGGAGCCGAGCAGAGGCGGCCUCCCUCGCUCACUCCCUCGCGCGCUCGCCCGCCCCCUCCCUCCCUCCCCUCCCUUCCCCGGCCCCGGCUCUGGCCCCGGCCCAUUCGCUGUUGGGUCUUCUGCUAGGGAGGAUGUCGGGUUCGUCGCUCCCCAGCGCCCUGGCCCUCUCGCUGCUGCUGGUCUCUGGCUCCCUCCUCCCAGGGCCAGGCGCCGCUCAGAACGAGCCAAGGAUUGUCACCAGUGAAGAGAUCAUUAUUCGAGAUAGUCCUCCUGCUCUCCCUGUCACCCUGCAGUGUAACCUCACCUCCAGCUCUCACACCCUUACAUACAGCUACUGGACAAAGAAUGGGGUGGAACUGACUGCCACUCGUAAGAAUGCCAGCAACAUGGAAUACAGGAUCAAUAAGCCGAGAGCUGAGGAUUCAGGCGAAUACCACUGUGUAUAUCACUUUGUCAGCGCUCCUAAAGCAAAUGCCACCAUCGAAGUGAAAGCUGCUCCUGAUAUCACUGGCCAUAAACGGAGUGAGAACAAGAAUGAAGGGCAGGAUGCCACGAUGUACUGCAAGUCAGUUGGGUACCCUCACCCAGAGUGGAUAUGGCUCAAGAAGGAGAACGGUAUGCCCAUGGAGCUUGUCAAUACUUCUGGCCGCUUCUUCAUCAUCAACAAGGAAAAUUACACCGAGUUGAGCAUUAUGAACCUUCAGAUCACAGAAGACCCUGGCGAGUAUGAAUGUAAUGCUAGCAACUCUAUUGGCUCUGCCUCCGUUGUCACCAUCCUCAGGGUACGGAGCCACCUGGCCCCACUCUGGCCUUUCUUGGGAAUUCUGGCUGAAAUUAUCAUCCUUGUGGUGAUCAUUGUUGUGUAUGAGAAGAGGAAGAGGCCAGAUGAGGUUCCUGAUGAUGAUGAACCAGCUGGGCCAAUGAAAACCAACUCUACCAACAAUCACAAAGAUAAAAACUUGCGCCAGAGAAACACAAAUUAAGUACUGCUUAUAAUAUCUUUAAGUUCCUGAAACUGGUGGCAACAUGACCUGCUAAAUUUUCUGCUUGGACCUCUUUGGUUCUCUCCCCUUUCAAGUGAGCAACACCACAAUGACUGUCUAAAGCAUGCCUUAUUUAGCCUCUCCUGUAAGGGUGACCUAGCCAGGUACAUUUUAAACAAUGCUUCAGUGUAGAAGGUGUAAACUAUUUUGGGCUUGAUGUGCUGUGAAUGUUGCUUUUUUUUCCUUUGUUAAAAUAUUUAAAUAGAAGUGAAAAGGUCCUCUGAGGAUCAGAUCGUGCAUGCGCCAUUUUUUACUUAAUGCAGCUGUUAAAUUGGCAAAGCUCUAAAAUGCACUGCUGCCAUCUAGUGAUACCUUUUUGUAAAGUACAGCAAAACCUACAGAUAUAUACAGUAUAUAAAUAUAUAUAUAUAUAUAUUUAUAUUUUUGGGGAUGGGAGAAAUCCAAAAUAAAGUAAAUGCUUGUUUCAUUUUUAAGCUGCUGAUAUUCAUUCUUUAUUGUAUGUUGUCAGAUGAGGAAAUGUGUAGUUCUGGUACAUAAAGAUGAGUAAUAUAAACUGAAAUCUAUAAUUUUAAGGGCUUAACCUAUGACUUUAAUAAGAAGCUGGAACAGUCCACUGAAUGAGUAAAAUGAAUUGCAGUAUAUACAUGAUUGCUUUUUAAGUGAUUAUUUUUUCUUUUGUUAAAUCGUGUAAAUUCUUAAAUCCUUUUGCACUGAUGUGUUGAACCUUAUUCUUGUACAUUCAAUCAAGGCAAACUUUUAUAAUUUUCCUUUUGUUUUCAAUGACCUUGAAAUGUUAUAGCAUGGUGAUAUUCUAUGCAACUAUAGUUAAUACUUUUUGGUUUGACACUGUAUUUUUUCACAUUGAUUUAAUGGUUGAUGGUAGAUUUUAUAACCUAACGGUUCUCAUGCGGUGCAUAACUGUAGAUGCAUGUACUUGUGUUUUGUGUAAUUGUUGAAGUGCAAUGAUGUAUAAAAAAAGUGGAUUCACCUGUUUUUAAAAAUAAAACAUUGAUAAAAGGUG
Propithecus coquereli (Coquerel's sifaka) is the source of this 2091-nucleotide messenger RNA. RefSeq names its product neuroplastin (gene NPTN). The transcript is spliced from 8 exons. Gene Ontology annotation, biological process: dendrite self-avoidance; axon guidance; homophilic cell-cell adhesion. Gene Ontology annotation, cellular component: plasma membrane; axon. The record is from RefSeq and is a predicted model, not a curated record. Lineage: Eukaryota; Metazoa; Chordata; Mammalia; Primates; Indriidae. Gene Ontology annotation, molecular function: cell-cell adhesion mediator activity. Bases 198 to 1049 code for a protein of 283 amino acids.